Molecule: messenger RNA, 255 nt
Organism: Morchella importuna
Lineage: Eukaryota; Fungi; Ascomycota; Pezizomycetes; Pezizales; Morchellaceae
Exons: 5
Coding region: 1-255 (84 amino acids)
Source: RefSeq, a predicted model, not a curated record
AUGACCGAGGGGACCAAACAGCAGAGCAGGGUGCCUGCAUUCAAUGUAGGUCGACAGGGACAGGCGUUGGGGAGAGAUGUUUUGUGCAACACGGAAUCUGGGCUUGAGGCUGGGGGCUUCCUUACGCGGCUCUCUUCUGGCGACUGGCACAGAUUCCGUUAUCGAUUGUCGCUAUCUAGGGCCCAGAGAAAUUUCGACUUCUUAAAAGGAGUUCACGGUGAUAACAACUUCAGUUUUUAUCCCUCCGUAUCAUAA